ACUACUACCACUACUACAAUGAUGACAAACAGAUUCGCUUGCUUUGCUGUGGCCCUUCUGGUCGUGUGUCUGUUGGCCAUAUCGAGCACCGAGGCAGCCCCCAUGCCCAGGUACCAGAGCAAUGGCGGCGGAGGCUACGGCGGUGGCGGUGCUGGCUACAACGAACUGGAGGAGGUGCCCGAUGACCUGCUGAUGGAACUGAUGACUCGCUUUGGACGCACCAUCAUACGCGCCCGCAAUGACCUGGAGAAUUCGAAGCGAACUGUGGACUUUGGCUUGGCUCGGGGCUAUUCGGGCACCCAGGAGGCGAAACAUCGCAUGGGUCUGGCUGCGGCCAACUUUGCCGGCGGCCCUGGACGAAGGCGGCGCUCUGAGACUGAUGUCUAAGUCUACACACACACACACAUAUAUCUGAUUAUCCGAAUCCUGUGAACAUUAGCGGACGAGUUUCCACAACAUUUUUCAGCUCACAAAUUUCCAUCAUUCUUCAGGUCUUCGAUUUUUGAAUUUUAUUUGUUUGUUUGUUUUGUUAUGCAUUGUACAUACAUAUAAAAAUAUAUAUACUUAUUGUGGAUUAUGCAGUAUUACUGAAUAAUAUUAAUUAAUAUUUACACAAUAUCGGAAGCUAUAUAUAUACCAACUAUAUUACACCUGAAACACCCAAAUAAAAACGUUAAACUGUUGCUCCAAAAAAAAAAGAAAAUAACCAAAAUUAAAAUUUAUAACAUUUUUCUGCUCACGUUGCCCUCUCUAAAAGUCUCUUCCUCCCUCUCUACUCUCAGACCCAGUCUCAGUCUCUAUCUCAAGUUAUUGGCUAAAAAUUACGAAGCAAAAUACGUUAAAA
This is a messenger RNA of Drosophila obscura, 844 nucleotides long. RefSeq names its product diuretic hormone class 2 (gene Dh31). Gene Ontology annotation, biological process: body fluid secretion. Bases 19 to 387 code for a protein of 122 amino acids. Lineage: Eukaryota; Metazoa; Arthropoda; Insecta; Diptera; Drosophilidae. The record is from RefSeq and is a predicted model, not a curated record. The transcript is spliced from 3 exons. Gene Ontology annotation, molecular function: diuretic hormone activity; G protein-coupled receptor binding.